AUGGCAGCGAAAAGUUCUCGCUUUGCCGAGCUGUUAAAUAGUUUUGAACAAAAUAGUGACGCAUCUAAGCCAACACCUCUCCCAAAACCGCAAGUUCCCAUUAAUAAAAAACCGCCGCCGUUACCUCCGCGUGAGAAUUUCAUUUCAAGUCAACCCAAUUCUUCUACUGAAAUAAGUGCACGUGAAAAAAAUCAGGGUAUUAAGGCGAAAUCUAGAUAUUUGGAUGUAGACGAAUUUCAAGAUGAUAGCUAUGAACCCAAGCCAUCACGAAUAAAUCGGAAUAAUGCUAGUGGAUUAACGAGGCUUGUUAAUAUCACCGCUGAAGACCAGGAAGGAGAUAAUAUUGGAUCGAAAUUCACAAGAACAAACGUCAAAAAUGUGCAUAAUAAGAUGGCUGGUAAAUACGCAAAGGAGGAAGAUCAGGAAGGGAACGAUGAUAAUUCAGAAUCGUUAAUCACAAGUAAAAACGUAAGAGGUAUCCACAUGAUGGCAAACAAGUACUUAAAUGAAGGGGAUCAAGAAGACAACAGCAGAACAAAGCCGUCUUCAUUAAUUACAGGAAAAAAUGUUAGAAACAUACAACAGAUGGCUACUAAAUGCUCAAAUGAAGAAGAGGAUCAAGGGGGAAACGAUCAAAAACAAAAUUUAGCUUCAUUAGUAACAAAGAAGAAUGUCAGAAAUAUACACAGGAUGGCUAGUGAUUACUCGAACGCGGAAGAAGAUCAGGAAGAUGGUAGUAGAACCAGAUCAUCCUCGUUAAUAAAUCGAAAUAACAUCAAUGGUCUGAAAAAGGUUGCCGACGCUUAUUCGAAUGUUGAAGAGAAUGGUGACGAAACAAAAUCAUCUUCAUUAAUUACAAGCAAAAAUAUAAAAAAUGCUCACAAAAUAGCAAACAGUUAUUCUAAGAUGGAAGAUGGACAAGAAGAUGACAAUGAGUCAUCAUUAUUCACACGAAAAUCUGCUAUAAAGGCGACCAGCUAUUCUAAUUCGGGAAAAGAACAGGAGGACAAACCUCAACUAUCUUCAUUAAUAACGAAAAAUAAUAUUAACAGAUUACAAAAGGCCUCUAGCUAUUUAAAUGAAGACGAAGACGACGAUUCUAGAGAUAUCCCGAAUAGACCACGAUCAUCUCCAUUGAUCACACGGGAAAACAUUAAAAGAGUUCAGAAAGCUACGAGUUAUGCGCAAGAAGACGAUGACAAACCUCGGUUACCUUCACGAGGUAAUUUAAAUAAAACUCGAAAGGAGACGAUGAAUCGUUCUGACGAUAAUAAUUUUGAUAGAUCAAGCAAAUCUCGAGGAUCUUUUCAAGAUUUGCAAAGUAUUGCUUCUUCCAUAAUUAAGUUAGAUAAAGAAGUUAGUCCCAAUAGUUCAAAAGUUGGUAAUAGGAAACCUCCGCCAUUACCCCCCAGGCAUAAUUCCACCACCCGUGUUAUAACCGAGGAACCUUUAGAAAGCGAGAAGGGUAUCAAAAAAUCUGUCGGGAGUAGGACUAAACCACCGCCAUUACCUCCUCGCGGAAAUCAUAGUCGACAAGACACGAAUGAUUCUUCGGAUGUGGAAAGGGAAACGAAAGGAAGGCCUCGAUCGACUCGAACGGCUUCGUACUCGUCACAACUUAGUGUUGAAAGUCCCAGUAUUCGAAGAAGGGAUUCCAGUAAUUCAAUGAAAAGUAGUGAAAGUACUGGCAAUAGGUUUAGCACAGUGGACAGCGAUACGAUAUAUGAGGGAAUUGAAGAUUACCCAGAUCCCGUCAGGUUCAAUUUAGUCGCUGCCUUCCUAUUGUUGGAGAAGGUUUUGAAGGACACCUUGACUGUUCGGCAUGACCUUUACAAGUUACGCGCUAUUUAUGUCUGGAUUACCGACAACAUUUCAUAUGAUUGUAAAUCGUUUUAUUCAGGUAAAUUGAAUUUUAAAGCAUCGAAAGAUGUUUUAAAGACCAGAAUGGCAGUCUGUGCUGGAUAUAGUGAAUUGUUUUAUGACCUUUCUCGCGAGGCCGGUUUGAAUGUAUGCAAGAUUGGUGGAGGCGCCAAGGGUUAUAAUGUUGGUGACUCGAUAGGACCAGGCGAUUAUCCGCACGCUUGGAACGGGCCAACAUUUUUUGAAGAAGGCCUUUCUUUUGUACACUAUUUUGGAUGCGAAAUUGAAACAUCAGAAGACAAUAUAAUCUUAGACGUGGAGCAAACAAUUAAAGACGGAAAUGCUAAUAAAAUUGUGGGGUAUUUGGAGUGGAAAGGUCAGGAUCUUGACACGUUCAUUCAAAGAUUGUCUAAAACUGGACCAAAAGGAGGAGGAGAAAAUUCGGUAAACCUUCGUUCAUAUAGGAUUGUUGCCUUGUGUCUAUCGCGAUAUCCAUCGUUUAUUCAUGAUGUUAAUUAUAUGUUAGGGCCCACAAAUCGUAACCAUGAAAGUCAAAAAUCUCGGAACGGACCAUUUACGUCCCAAUUAGAAUACACUAAAAAAGUUAGAUUCGAGGUCUUGAUACUUAAUCCAGAUGAGGAUGGCACGACACCAGAGAUUCUGGUUAUUGGUCCGGGAUUCGAGAAGCAAUCAUAUUUGGAACCUGUGAUCGAGAAAACUAAAGAAUUUGGUCUUAUCACCUUGGCGUGCGAUGUAACGUUGAAUUAUAAGGGCACUUGGAAUUUGGCGUCCCGGAACGGCGAUAAUAGCUUCAGCUUCCUCGCAAGUUACGACGUCAAAUAA
Molecule: messenger RNA, 2703 nt
Organism: Acaulospora colombiana
Lineage: Eukaryota; Fungi; Glomeromycota; Glomeromycetes; Diversisporales; Acaulosporaceae
Source: the annotation of a GenBank genome assembly